Messenger RNA from Hippocampus zosterae (dwarf seahorse), 4435 nucleotides. RefSeq names its product basic helix-loop-helix family, member e41 (gene bhlhe41). Gene Ontology annotation, biological process: anterior/posterior pattern specification; circadian regulation of gene expression; regulation of transcription by RNA polymerase II. Gene Ontology annotation, cellular component: nucleus. Gene Ontology annotation, molecular function: protein dimerization activity; DNA-binding transcription factor activity, RNA polymerase II-specific; RNA polymerase II cis-regulatory region sequence-specific DNA binding. Lineage: Eukaryota; Metazoa; Chordata; Actinopteri; Syngnathiformes; Syngnathidae. The transcript has 5 exons. The coding region runs from base 168 to 1406 and encodes 412 amino acids. The record is from RefSeq and is a predicted model, not a curated record.
UAGCUGGGGCGGAGAGACACAUCAGCCGCGGAGGGGGAAGUGGAGGUAUCAGUGUGAGGCGGCACAGCUCUAAGCAGAAGACACGCACACCGUGUCCACCCACCAUCAGCCGCGCGCCUCGUGGAAUAACAAACGUUUGUGCCAAGGAAAGCUGCAGGAGACAUCUGAUGGAUGAAAGAAGAGCGCAUUUACAGGAAAGACACUUCAUGGAGCGCGCAGACUUUUUGGGGGUAGACUACCCCUCUCUGUACAUGUGCAAACCCAAAAGGGGACUAAAGCGGGAGGAUGGCGGCAAGGACGCUUAUAAAUUACCACACCGUUUGAUAGAGAAGAAGAGGAGAGACCGAAUCAAUGAAUGUAUUGGUCAGCUGAAGGAUCUGCUGCCGGAGCAUUUAAAGCUGUCGACGCUGGGUCAUUUGGAGAAGGCAGUUGUUCUGGAAUUAACUCUGAAACAUUUAAACGCAUUGACUGCGGUGACGGAGCAGCAGCACCAGAAGAUCAUUGCUCUCCAGAACGGGGACAGGUUGAUGAAGUCUUCCAUUCACACCAAUGCAGAAGCCUUCCAUUCUGGUUUCCAAACAUGUGUCAAAGAAGUCCUGCAAUACCUGAGCCAGUUUGAGAACUGGUCGGCGCAAGAGCAGAGCGGCACCCAGCUCGUCCAGCACCUUCACAAGGUCCUGGCUCGGGUCCAGUCCGGCUCACUUCUCCCCCAGCAGCAGCAGCAGCUCCCCACGGCUGUCUCACCAGAUGGUCUUAAAGCUGACAACCAGGCCAACUGCGUCCCAGUCAUCCAGAGGACCCAAGGUGGGGAUCUGACCGAGAAUGACACAGACACGGACAGUGGCUACGGGGGUGAGGGGGGCAAGGACAAAGAGUGUGAGCACAGCAACACCUUGCAAGCGGCCAAAGGUGUGAAAAUCAAGCAGGAGUUAGGAGACAAUCGCCCUGCCAAGAAGCCAAAGAUGAACUGGUCCGGUAAUGGCUCUGGGGCCGCCGAUGUGGCGUUCAUGAACUCUCUGAUGGGAUUAACCGGAGUGGGACAGCAGACGCCAAUUUGCAUGCCUUUCUACUUCAUCAACCCAUCAGCGGCUGCCUCGUACAUGCCUCUUUUCGAUAAAAGCAACAUGGAAAAGAGCAUGUACCCGGCGGCGGCCCUGGCCUCUCCUUUCCCCUGGCUGUACCCCGCCCAAGCAUCUGCAGCUGCGGCCUUCCCGGGCUUGUCUGCCCACGUGGGCGCUUCGUCUCCGUGCAAGGACCCCCAAAUCGCAGACGACGUCGACCCUCGCGAUGGCGAGAUGAGCUCACCUGAUGAACGUGAGGAGACUCCCACGAGUGAUGAAGGUGACGAUGACGAUGAGAGUGGGAUUCACCGGCCGUGUGACCAGUUGGCCGUCUGUCAAAGCUAACUUUUCCGGGUCGGGUCACCCUGGAGGCCAUGCACUCUCUUAUUCGAUGCGUUUGUUGUGUGAAUGCUGAGCGUCAAGCACCCCUAACUUUAUUAUUAUUAUUAUUAUGAUUAUUAUUGCAGCUUGCGUGCUCUUCCGAUACUGCGUCCAUCUCCCACGUUGCAUAAUCAUGCAUAUUUGGUUAAUCUAACACGGUAUUUUCCAUACAAUAAAACCCCCUGGUGGGACAAGCCUGUAUUAAUAGCGUAAAAUGGAAUAUUGUAUGCUCCCAAAACACUUUAAAAUCAUCCUAAAAAAACAAACCAGACUAAAAACAAGCUGGUCCAGGAGUCAAGAUUUGUAACUUCACCAAUACUUCUUUGAGAGCGCUUACUACUCCAGUGAAUCUGGCUCACUGGAGUAGGCUUUGGUGUUAUCUUGUGGUUUUUGUACAAAGAGCAGCAAAUAGGCAAGUUUUAUUUUUAUUUUUUCUCCCUCCACAGGUAGAUAAGAUUAGAUUCCACAAAAUGCCAAGUUAUGAUCUUGUGAAUGGCAAUUCACCAACAAGCAGGGUUUCACUGGCUUUGUGAAUGUAACAUUGUCUGUCUAUUUGGCUCCUGGGAUCUCUUGCCCAAAGUUAACUGACAUGUCCUCUAGCACACUUGCAACCCUAAUGAAAAUGAUGCAUUAUUAUUAUUAUUAUCUAGCCACUGAAUGUGGCACUCUUUCUGAAUGAAUUUGCAAUUGUUUUUUUCCCCCCAUAUACUGGAACUUUUUUGAUGAGGCAACAAAGAUCAUCACUCUUACUGAUUGACAUGGCUGAACACUCACGGGUUUUUCGUUCUGUAACAAGAUUCCGAUUUUUUAUGUCACAUAUGUUAUGCAAAAUCAAAAAUGCCACAUCAUAUCACAAGCUUUCGUUAACAACAUUUACAGAGUGUGAAGCGAGCUGUACCAAUCAAGUUUACACUAGCUAUGUAAAUUGGAUUUUUACAAUAAUUUGCAAAUAUUAAAAUAUUUGCAAAUGUGCCUGUGGUAAAAAAGCAAAAUGUGUUGAACUACACGCGUGCAGUCAAUGAAUGUGGCCAAGAACUUUGCAAAUAUCCACACUAAUGUCCUAAUUCAGCUCCAACAGCUAGCGUAAUCUGUUUCCUCCUUGACAACAGGCCCAUGUUAUUUGUGGUUAAAAAAAAAAGCCAGAUUAUCUGUGGCACCUCAAAGUAUUUCUCCAAAAAAAAACCCACCCGGGGGCACCGUUGUCCUAUUGCAGGGAGCCAGUUAUGUGCACGAGGGUCAAGCGCACGGUGUGCGGUUGUGUAGCCGACUGUGUUUUUCUUCACGGAUGUCCAGUUCAGUUGCGUUCUGCCGCAUGGCUCUGUGUGCGGCUGGUCUAAAUGUCCAGUCAUAUUGCUCUGAUAUAAUUCCCAAGGAGGUGUGCUUGCACAGAAUGUUGCACUGUGAUACAUUAAGAAGUUAGUUAGUCCUCCGUUACAUCUCUCAGCAUUCACACAAUUUGUGAGGCAAUGGCAAUUUCUGAGGAUGUGGACAAAUGUCAAUGAUAUGGGUCGACGGAGGAGAUUUUUGUGUAUUAUAGCUAGCCACCUUGCCGGAACACUUCUGACAGCGUGUGCCUUUUGCACUUAAGCUAGAUUCAUUCAUCUGAAUGCUCAUCGACGAUGAUUGGCAUAAACGCAGCAAAACUGUUGUGUUGCACUGCAGUUUGUUUUGUAUUCGCUUUGAUAAAGUAUUCUCAAAUGGCAGCAUUGAUGCCACAUUUUGAGUACUACAAGUGCAAAUGCGCAGUUUCCCAAUCAGCGAGUCUCCUUGGAUGUGAGACGUCACAAAGACGUCUGCCAAGGUUUGGAACAUCUCGCUGUGUCUGCUCGGAGUGUAAAUAUUCAAACCCGGAUGAUAGUCAGGUUAAUCGCGAUGUAAAUGUGCACUAGUUGGCCUAGAUGACAAUACCUCACCCCCAUCUUUUUGCACGGGGUACUUGGAGAUAUCACAGUUCUUUUUGAAACACAAGAAUUAUCACACACACGAAAAUCGCCAUCUAAAAUCAAUCAAAAUGAAGAAUCGUUAUAUUUGAUCCAAAAUCAGUCAUGUGUAGGCUCAUCCAAGUCCUUAACUGAGUUUUUGGAGAAGCCUUUCCUCCAGAACAGGCUGCAUAGCCAGCGUAUUGUCGGUCUCCCAAGUGAGGCAUUUCUGUAUUGAAAUGCAGAGGCCCUUAUUUCCAGGAAGCAAUGUAGGAUAGCACCUUAUAAGAUCUUCAGUAUUGAAUGUACCUGUAUUUUCCAAGCUGUUAACCUUUUGUAUGUAGGAAGAGUGUUCCUCUCUGAGAUGUGAAGUGCACUUUUUUUCUGCUUUUACUCACAACCCCACCAACCCAAAAAAGUCGUGCGUUCCAUAAAAAGCCAAUCACUGUAAUUGACCUUUUGUGUUGUUGAUGUAUUGUUGCCUUGAAUCAAACGCGUGAUUUCAAGUCAAACCAGGGUCAGCUGUCACAUUCGCAAUGACUUCAAGCAACGGAGUGAGAAUUCUGUCAUCCGCCCAAUUUAGCAAUUAUCCGUUUGUAAUUGUUUGGAUCGGAAGCAGCUCUCAGAGCUCCCACUGCUUCUGUUAUUACUACAUUAUGUAAAAUGAAAAAAAUGGAAAAAAAAAUCUGCAACAGCUGUGUUCACAUGACUGUCAUUUGAGAUCAAUUCCUGCAACUUCAGUGAUGUUAAGCUUUAAAAAAAAAAUAAUAAUAAUCACAUUUGAUUGACUACCCAUGAUUUACUUUGUAUUUUCCAAACACGAUGUUGCUUUUGUAGUUUUCUUAAGCUGGUAUAGCCUCAAGUUGGUCAUCAACUGUUAUAGAAAGUGGCAUGUAUGUCUGUAAAUACUUUGGUGAAUGUACUAUAACAUGUCUGUCAACGUUGUAGAAAUCGAUGGAUUUUUUUUUUUGGAUGGAAAAAAAAUCCCCAUCAGUUGUUGCACAUUUUGUUGCUUUACACGUUAUGCUGUUAUAAAUUAUUGCUGAUAAAUUGAAAAAUAAACAUGUAAAUGUG